UUUAAAUGGCACUGCAUGCAGAUUUGUCACGAUACCCAGAGGAGACGUAUAACACGCACCAUGCCUUCAUACAAAUUAACGUAUUUUAACGUUAGGGGACGAGCCGAGGUAACAAGACUGGCUUUAGCCGUUGCAAAGGUCAAGUACGAGGAUGAGCGAUUGGAUUCAAAUGCAUGGCAGAAGAUGAAACCAAAUACUCUAACGGGUCAGCUCCCUAUCCUGGUGGCCGAUGGCAAGGAAAUUUCUCAAAGCAAUGCAAUACUACGUCACAUUGCGCGAGAACAUGGAAUGUACGGAAAAGGCAACAAAGAAAAUACCGAGGUGGAUGUGGUUAUUGAAACUGCUAACGAUUUAAUUGACAAAAAGAUCAAAGUUUUCUUUGAAAAAGACGAAUCGAAGAAGGCCGAGUUGAUGAAGGAAUUUGUAGAUGAUACUGUGCCAUUGUUUGUGAAGAUAUCCUCGGCCCUUCUUGGUAAAAAAGAAUGGAUGGUCGGAUCAAAGGUUACGGUUGCUGAUUUAACAGUGUAUAACGUGUUAGAAUCAAUAGUUACGAUGGCUCUCGACAAAUUUGGAAAAGACAUAUUUGAUGGAUAUGAUAAUAUGAAACAGCACGCCAACAGAGUGAAAUCCAUCCCAGAAAUGAAGAAAUGGCUGGAAACCCGUCCUAAAACUGACUUCUGAUCUGGAGCUAUGGCUGGAAACCCGUCCUAAAACUGACUUCUGAUCUGGAGCUAUCACGGCCAUGGCUGGAAACCCGUCCUAAAACUGACUUCUGAUCUGGAGCUAUCACGGCCAUGGCUGGAAACCCGUCCUAAAACCGACUUCUGAUCUGGAGCUAUGGCUGGAGACCCGUCCUGAAUGUGAUGUUUGAUUCGGAGUCAUCACGGCAAAUAACUAUUAGUGUUAAUGAAGACUCGUAUCAGAAAAGACAAAAAUAAGUUGUUUUAGUGAUUCUUUUAUCAAUUCGUUAACAUCUGCACAAAUCACUGCUAAAUUUAGAAUUAUAUUAGAAUUAUAAAAAUUAAAAAAUACCGAAGCAUCUUGAUCAGAAUGCGUUAAAUAUAUGAUGUUUCAUCAGUCCUGUUCCGGUGAUUUAGGUUCGAUUAAAAAUGUGUCCAUUCUGA
Pecten maximus is the source of this 1124-nucleotide messenger RNA. Its product is annotated as hematopoietic prostaglandin D synthase-like. The transcript is spliced from 6 exons. The coding region runs from base 16 to 681 and encodes 221 amino acids. Lineage: Eukaryota; Metazoa; Mollusca; Bivalvia; Pectinida; Pectinidae. Gene Ontology annotation, molecular function: glutathione transferase activity. Gene Ontology annotation, biological process: glutathione metabolic process. The record is from RefSeq and is a predicted model, not a curated record.